This is a messenger RNA of Benincasa hispida (wax gourd), 1040 nucleotides long. RefSeq names its product transcription factor MYB30-like. NCBI's taxonomy places the organism in Eukaryota, Viridiplantae, Streptophyta, Magnoliopsida, Cucurbitales, Cucurbitaceae. The record is from RefSeq and is a predicted model, not a curated record. Gene Ontology annotation, biological process: response to auxin.
UGGGUGAAGAAAUUGAAUUAAAGAAAUGGGAAGGCCUCCAUGUUGUGAUAAAGAAGGUGUAAAGAAAGGGCCUUGGACUCCUGAAGAAGAUAUUGUUUUGGUUUCUUAUAUUCAAGAACAUGGCCCUGGAAAUUGGAGAGCUGUUCCUACUAAUACAGGAUUGCUUAGAUGUAGCAAGAGUUGUAGGUUGAGAUGGACUAAUUAUCUUAGACCAGGAAUCAAACGGGGGAAUUUCACUGAUCAAGAAGAGAGAAUGAUUAUUCAUCUUCAAGCCCUUUUGGGAAAUAGAUGGGCUGCGAUAGCUUCAUAUCUUCCACAAAGAACGGACAACGAUAUAAAGAAUUACUGGAAUACACAUUUGAAAAAGAAGUUGAGGAAGGUUCACAUGAGGUCAAAUUAUGGAGAUACAUCAAAGCAAGGAAUAGCAAGAGGACAAUGGGAGAAGAGACUUCAAACUGAUAUUAGAAUGGCAAGACAAGCAUUGUGGGAAGCUCUUACACCACAAAAUUCAACUACUCCUAAUUUCUCUGGCUGUUUCUCUUUUUCUUCCCAAGCCCAAGCCCAGGCCCAGGCCCAAGCUACCGCUUAUGCAUCGAGCACUGAGAACAUAGCCAAAUUGUUGACUGGGUGGAUGAAAACUCCGCCCAAGGCGGCGGCGAAAACCACCCCACAUGGCGGCGGCGAUCAGGAAAUUGGGUCAAUUUUGAAGUAUGAGUGUAUUGAAAAUGGUAAUUGUGAAAAAUAUGAGGGUAUGGAGGAUGGGAUUAAUUGUGAAGGAUUACCAUUUUCUGUGAUUGAAAAAUGGUUGCUUGAAGAAAAUGGAGGUGUCCAAACAAAAGAUUGUGGGAUUAAUGAUAUUGGAAUAUUGGAUGAAAAUAUUUGAAGAACAUUAAAAAAAAAAAAAAAAAAAAAAUAAUUUCUUUGGGGGGGAAUAUAUAUAUUUUUUUAAUCUCUCCUUUACAUUCUUGAUUUAAAUUUCAAAGUUAGCAAUAUUAAUAUAGAUCAUGUAAAAAUAUUAUAUAUUCAUGUUUUUAUUUAUC